CAUAAUAUUUUCAUCACUAUAUAUCCCACCCAAUCCAAUUUCACUCUCCCAGCCCAACCCUUCUCACAAUUCCAAUCAUGUCCCACCUAGCGCCGCUCAUUCUCACCCUCACCCUCUUCUUCGCCGCGCCCGUCCUAUGCUGGCGGCCGUGGCCCAAUUCCACCGAUUCGCUCUACGGCGGCUCAAAAAAAUACGAAGGCUCCUCGGAAUUCGUCCACCUGAAGUACCACAUGGGCCCCGUCCUCACCGCCAACAUCACCGUCUACCCAAUCUGGUACGGCACUUGGAAAAGCUCACAGAAGCGGAUAAUCCGCGACUUCAUCGACUCCAUCUCCGCCGGCGACGCCAAAUCCCCGUCCGUCGCCGGGUGGUGGAAAACCGUGCGCCUCUACACCGAUCAAACAGACAACAACAUUUCCCGGACCGUCCACGUGGGCGAGCAGAAAAACGACCGCUUCUACUCCCACGGCAAGUCCCUCACGCGCCUCUCCGUCCAGUCCGUGAUAAAAUCCGCCGUCUCCGCCUCAACCCGCCCGCUCCCGAUUAACCCCAAGAGCGGGGUCUACCUCCUGCUGACGUCAGACGACGUCUACGUUCAGGACUUCUGCAACAACGUCUGCGGUUUCCACUACUUCACCUUCCCUUCCAUCGUCGGCUACACGCUGCCGUACGCCUGGGUGGGGAACUCGGCCAAGCUCUGCCCCGGCGUCUGCGCCUACCCCUUCGCCGUACCGGAUUAUAUCCCGGGUUUGAAGGCCGUUAAGUCGCCUAACGGUGACGUCGGGGUGGACGGGAUGAUAAGCGUGAUUGCGCACGAGAUAGCGGAGCUGUCCACGAAUCCGUUAAUUAACGCCUGGUAUGCGGGUCAGGACCCGGUUUUCCCGGUCGAGAUAGCGGAUUUGUGCGAGGGCAUUUACGGGACUGGAGGAGGCGGGUCCUACACGGGCCAGAUGUUGAACGGCAGGGAUGGCGCCACGUAUAACAUGAACGGAAUCCGACGCCGAUUCUUGGUGCAGUGGGUUUGGAAUCAUGUCUUCAAUUACUGCACAGGCCCUAAUGCGCUCGAUCAGUAAACUUUCUUUAAACGCUUCAUUUCUGUUUUAUGAAUUUGUGUUGCCUUCUUUUGACUAUAAACAAACUAUUGUUUAAUUAAUCCGUUAUUUUUCGGUUUUGUAUGUAUGUAUGUAUGUUCAUUAAAAUUUUCAAGUAUAUUUUGUUCUGGGAAUUAAUACGUUUGAUUGAAUGA
This is a messenger RNA of Salvia hispanica, 1246 nucleotides long. Its product is annotated as protein EXORDIUM-like 3. The record is from RefSeq and is a predicted model, not a curated record. Lineage: Eukaryota; Viridiplantae; Streptophyta; Magnoliopsida; Lamiales; Lamiaceae.